AUGGUCUUGACAGUGCAAGCGCCACCUGCAGGAUCAAUACACAUCGCAGACACUGAUGAUCCCGAAGUGGUCCUGGCCACCCUGUCUACCGACGAUCCUGAAUCGUCACGUUGCAGAACCCGAAGCCUGAUCGAUGGGACACGAAGUUCGACAGAGCGGCCAAACACAGAUUCGGGCUAUGGGUCAACUACCAGUUCACCAGAACCGAACCAAGAGAGCACGAGCACAUCAUUCUUCAAGGAUAAAGCAAAGCAUUUCAAAACGCGAGUAUUUCCAAGAGAGAAGAAAGUUCUGAAGCAAUAUAAUAGAGGUUUAACCCCCAUUGAGGAUGUCCGGUACGCCGAUCUGCAAAUCUUGUUCGCCCAUGCUUUACCAGAGUGGCUCUCAAAUCAGAAGAAGACGCCUUCCACAAUUGAGAUGAGGGUUGCUGUGAUGGGUCAGACUGAGGCUUCUACAGCGCUCUUCAUUCUUGUAGCUUGUCAGAAGCCAAUAGUCAAAACUGUAAGACAGUUCUUCGCGCAAAAAGCGAUCAAGGAUGAGCUUGAACCGUUGAACAAAGUAUGGCCGAAAUUCGAGGUCAUCGUCCGGCAACAAUUAGCCCUGUUUUCCGCCAAUGAAGCGAUUUCUGUCUGGAUGGAGCGCACUCCUAGUUGCCACGGAAAUCACAUCAUCAUGAAAACAAAGAAAGGGCCGAAAGUCUCAACUUUUGGAGGCGUCUUGUGGUUGAGGGAUGCCAAGGGUAGUGUCAAAGACCACGGACUGACUGUUGGCCAUGUUCUCUGCGAGCAGGAAGAUGCUUUGGAAGCACGCAUUGCUGAGUAUGGUACCAUACGAGAUGAAGAUCGCGUGGAAAUAACGGUCGAGUGCAAAGAUCAAGUCACAGAUUCCACGGACUUCGUUGACUUAAACCAUUCCAUUUCAUUCGCGUAUGAUGAGGAUGAUGUUGACGACGACGACGACGACGAUUACGAAAUUCCAAGUUGGGAGAUUCUAGGUAAGACACGAACCAAAAACUUGGAGCAAGACUCGCAGACCCCAUUUCCAAUCCAUAUUGGCAACGUUGGUGCGAGCUCAUUCACAAACUCGGCCCGUACCAAAGUUGGUAGAAGAUACUGGGCUCUGAUGGAUCUCACUCCGGAAUACUACUGGGACGUUAUCUCUUACCGAUCAAGAUUAAUCACGAAUGGUCUAAUGCAUCGCUUGCUGACCCAGGUUGCCAGUGAUGAUAAAAUCUCGACAGCGCAGUCGAAGGAUGUUAUUGUGGCCCGAACAGGACUGAUGGAUACUCAUGGUUAUCUGAAAAAACAGAGGAGCGCUAUCAUAUUCGGAUCUGACACUGUUUUUACCGAUUUGUACACGCUCACAGGCUCGGUAGCUCAUGCUUUAGGAGAGGGCGAUAGUGGUGCUUGGGUGUACGACAGUAAGUCCUAUGAGGUUUACGGCCACGUAAUCGGCAAGGGUCUUUUCGGAGAUGUCUUGGUUAUGCGUAUGCCUGCAAUCGUAAGAGAUAUCGAACAGACAAUGGACGCGUCUCUGGUCUAG
Exophiala bonariae is the source of this 1542-nucleotide messenger RNA. RefSeq lists its product as uncharacterized. The record is from RefSeq and is a predicted model, not a curated record. The transcript has 2 exons. The coding region runs from base 1 to 1542 and encodes 513 amino acids. Lineage: Eukaryota; Fungi; Ascomycota; Eurotiomycetes; Chaetothyriales; Herpotrichiellaceae.